UUAAAGCAGCAAUUGAUGACACGUUGAAUUGGUACUAUACAGCCAUUUGAAUGAAUUUACUUCUCUUAUCAGGUCAUGGCAGGUUACAGAAGGCCUUUAAGUGCCUCAUCUGUUGGGAGCCAAUUGUCUUCGGUCUCUUUGCGCAGUUAUUUGUCAUCAUCAGCACGGUCACAUCAAAGCAGCUUAGAAGACAUCAUUGUUAAAGAAUAUCUGGACAAGAUUGAAAAGCCAAAAGCACAAUGCCCUGUUUUGCCCAGAAAUUAUACAUCUCCUUAUGCAAAGACUUCAGCCAGACAUCGUAAAGAUAGAAAAUAUAAUAAUAUACCUAAACAUGGCUCAGCCUCUCCUCCUCAAUCAGUGCGUGUAGCAAGAAGAUCAACAUCUCAAGAUCGUUCCACACAUCAAAAAGCAUCAGCUCAGUACAGUAAUGCAGGUUCAGAUGACGACCUCAACAAGUCAGACAUAGCUGGCAGUCCCUGCCUCUCAUCCCAGUCCAAGAGAAACAGACCCGUCAGUGCUCCUCAGGGGCAUGUUAGGUAUUCAGUGAAAAAAUUUCACAUGUCUCCUUCUGGAUACAGAGCAGUGCCAGUUUUUAAACGGCUGCCGUGGGUCAUCAGAGCCACAGCUUACAAAAAUGGAGACCACGGAACACCCAUUAAAGUGUCCGCACCAACAAUUCCACUGUUACUGGAGAGAUGCACCGAGAAAUUAAAGCUAAACAUGGCCGCCCGCCGUAUAUUCCUGUCAGACGGCAAUGAAGCUAUUGAACCCAAAGACAUUCCCCGCGAUGCUGAUAUUUAUAUCUCCUCUGGAGAGUCUUUCAUAGAUCCUCUGAAAAAUGUUAAAGAGACUGCUCUUCUAUCUGGCAAAAUGGCAUGGACUAUGAAUGGUUUUUUGAAUUUCAACACAUGGAACAUAGCAAAGACUAAACUUAAAAUAUCCAAACACAGAGAGUCACCUUCUACACGUUCUACUGGGAGAAUUCUGGUGUUUUUAAAUGGCAGUGGGAAGUAUGGACAUGUCAUCUCUACAACACUGGUUCAAAUGGAUGAGUUUUUAGAUCUUUGUACUUCCAAAAUGGACCUUGGAUCCACAGCGAAGUGGAUAUUUGAUGUUAACGGAGAGAAAGUUGAAUGUUUAAGGAACAUCCCAUUGCUUGACAAAUGCUUGCAAAACUCUCUCACCUAUUUGCGAGGACCUGUGUGGCUCUCUAAGGGAGAAGGCUUCAGCCCUACGGGAGUUAAGGUCUACAUUCAAGGAGUUUUGUCGGCCCUGCGUCAGCGAUUGAAGUCAGCAAGUAGCUACAGCAGCCAGACCAAAAUCUGUUUGAGGAGUCCUUUACUAAGAAAUAGGAUGUUAAUCCAGUUCUGUCUUCAUAAAGCACUGACCAUUGAGAAUGGCCCAGCGUUUAAGGAUCUCAUCGACAAAUGUUUGGAAGCUGUUUCCAAGUUCUUGUUUUCUCUUGCAGGCUCUGCAUUGCAACCAUCCAUUGCCUUAAUACUUCAAGCUUCAAUGCCAAAUCCAAACCAGGAGCCUAGUUUAACCUCAAGCCUUGGGCCUCUAAUCCCCAAACCUGCAUAUGAGUUUUACAUUUGGCAUUUAGGAUUGCCUUCACUUUCCAAAGAGAGAAGGAGUCUAUUGGUUAUUGUGGUUAUCCAUACAAAAAGCAUCUUGGAUGUCUGGAACUACAGUGGCCUGAAGAAACCUUGUAUUCAAUGGUUUUGGAGGUGUCAGAUGCCUUCAUCCCCUGACCCAGAAGGGAUCACCACGCACAGCGAGGGACCAGGAUUCCAACACACGUGGAACUGUGUCAGAUGUGAAGAGGCCAUUGCUCUACAAGAGAGCAAAGAUCAGAGGAAUGAGUGGCAUGACAGGUGUUUAUAA
Molecule: messenger RNA, 1884 nt
Organism: Rana temporaria (common frog)
Lineage: Eukaryota; Metazoa; Chordata; Amphibia; Anura; Ranidae
Product: doublecortin domain-containing protein 1-like
Exons: 10
Coding region: 76-1884 (602 amino acids)
Biological process (GO): regulation of mitotic cytokinesis; intracellular signal transduction
Molecular function (GO): microtubule binding
Source: RefSeq, a predicted model, not a curated record